AUGGCCACCACGACGUUGGUCGACGACAUCCCCAUCGAGCGGUGCGCAUACCACACCCAUAUCCGUGAAUGCUUCACCACCGAGAUGGACCGCUACAUGGCCGACCGAGAGACACGCUUCCUCGACGGUACGGGCAUCAGCCACCACGAUCUCGACAAUGACCAGCCCUUGUUCCCGGACUUUCUCAACGUGCACACGGCCGGACAGCACGACCCCCGCAUGCGGACCAUGGUCGAGAACUUUAUGGUGGCUCGCCUCAGCAUCCCCAUGGGCAUCGACUCGGACGGCCUGCCUGUUUUGUGCUCUGGCCCGGCCACAUCCACGUCGGCGUCGCUCGAUGCCAUUGAGAGCGCCCGCUUGGCCAUGUCCCAAAAGGCGCUGGCGAAUGUCCGUGUCGACCGGUCCCACGCCGCCGUCCAAAAGGUCAUCGACCUCGCCUUUGCCACCGUGUCGUACGUCAAGGCCUUGCAUUGUCUGCACGACCAGGCCCGGGACCGGGACCGGAGCCAGGAUCAGAACAGUGACCGCUGCGCCCACAGCGCGUCCAGCGCCGACCAGCGCCGCAUCCUGUCGCUGCGCGGCCUCAUUACCGCCUACGAAACGGAGCGCAGCGUCUUGUGUCUGGCCCGCCGACUCAUCCGAGACCACCAAAAGAACAAGCAGCGCGCGCGUGUGAUUGCCGCCGCUGUCGACGAGCGCAUGCGCCUCUGUCGCCUCGCCCUGGCCGAGGACGAGGACGAGCAGGCCACAAUCAACAAGGACGACCUGACCGCCGCCGCCAUUGCCUCGCAUGCCAAGUGCCUGCACGUCACCAUGGCCCGGGACAAUAUGCGGCACCGGCGGCAGGAGGAAGAGGGCCGGGCGGCGGACACAGAAAACGCCCCGCCCUUGAACCUGCCCAUCGCGACACUGCCGGCGAUGCUGCGCACGGCGCCGCGGAUCACCCGCCCAAAGAGACUGGUCCUGCAGAGCGAAAGCGCGCAGACGUGCAGCGCGGCCACGUCCGAUGCCGUGGUCAAGUACGUUGCCGCCGAGCACGCGCUGCAGGCGAUGAGACAGGAGUGCCGUGUCCAAGGACUGCGCAUGCCCAACAUCCAGUUCCACAUCUACCCCGUCCACCACUUUGGGCGGAUGGCCGUCUCGUUCUAUACGAACGCACGCCCGGGCCUGGGCACGCAGAGAGUACAGGCUGAGAUCAAGCAAGAGGAGGACGACAAGGACUGGUGA
Molecule: messenger RNA, 1227 nt
Organism: Sporothrix schenckii 1099-18
Lineage: Eukaryota; Fungi; Ascomycota; Sordariomycetes; Ophiostomatales; Ophiostomataceae
Exons: 1
Coding region: 1-1227 (408 amino acids)
Source: RefSeq, a predicted model, not a curated record